Messenger RNA from Lycium ferocissimum, 1290 nucleotides. RefSeq names its product nucleolar complex-associated protein 2-like. Gene Ontology annotation, cellular component: nucleoplasm; Noc2p-Noc3p complex; Noc1p-Noc2p complex. The transcript is spliced from 4 exons. NCBI's taxonomy places the organism in Eukaryota, Viridiplantae, Streptophyta, Magnoliopsida, Solanales, Solanaceae. The record is from RefSeq and is a predicted model, not a curated record. Gene Ontology annotation, biological process: ribosomal large subunit biogenesis. Bases 233 to 988 code for a protein of 251 amino acids.
UCAGAACACUAAACCCUGGAACAAAAGCAUAGGGUUUUAGCAAGAAAAGAAGCUCACAAAAAUAUCAAUCAAUGGGGACUAAGAAUAAAGGUACCAUUUUUACUCUUUCUUUAUAACAACCUUUUUGUUUUACAUUCUAGUUCAUAUAUUUUUUUUUUUUUUGUGGGGUUUGUUAGCAUCGAAGAAAUUGAAGAAAAAAUCAUCUGGGGUUGAAGAAAAUACAGAUGAAAUAAUGCCCAAAUCAUCUUCAAAGCAAAAUGCUGGAGGACAUGUGGAGGAAUUGAAAAGACUCCAAGAAAAGGAUCCUGAGUUCUAUCAAUUCUUGCAAGAGCAUGACAAGGAGCUCCUUGAGUUUGAUGAUGAUGAGGAUAUUGAUGAUGAUGCUGAGACUGAAAUGGAUGGCGACGAAAUGGAAGAAGAUGAUGAAGCUGAUGAAUUUGACACUGAACAACUCGUUCAUGCAGAUGGAAAGGAGGUCAAAUCGGCCACAAAUGUCAUCACUAGUGCAAUGGUGGACUCUUGGUGCAGUUCAAUUCAUGAAAAUAGAAGUUCGGGGGCUAUCAGGUCUCUCAUGAGAGCUUUCCGCACAGCUUGUCAUUAUGGCGAUGAUACUGGUGAAGAUGCUAAGUCAAAGUGGAGUACUAUGUCUAGCGCUGUGUUCAACAAGAUAAUGUUAUUUGUUCUAAAAGAAAUGGAUGGAAUUCUUCGUGGCCUGUUGAAGUUACCAACUUCUGGUGGGAAGAAGGAGAUGAUAAAGGAUAUGUCCAAUACUAAGCGGUGGAAGAGCAACAACCACUUGGUGAAAUCAUAUCUUGGGAAUGCGCUACAUGUUCUAAAUCAGAUGACUGAUACAGAAAUGAUAUCAUUUACAUUACGAAGACUCAGAUUUUCAUCUGUAUUUUUGGCUGCUUUUCCAGUUCUGUUAAGGAAAUAUAUAAAGGGGUCCUUCAAGUGUUUUCUAUAUCAGGGCUAUGAAACUGAUAUCUGACAGUCGAUGACAUGGCAUUUGGCCCUUGAUCACUUCAAACUGUGCACACUGCUUAUAUCCUAUUAUCACGAACAAAGUUAAUUCGUAUCAGUCUAUCAUGAAAGUCUUAGGAAAGUAUCUUUUGUAAGCAUCGUAUUCUAGUAACAUAGCUCAUAAUCCUUACCUGACCAAAAAAAAAAAAAAAGUAAAUAAGAAACCUUGAGAAUGUGUCUGUUGGCUGGUAGUUACUUAAGAUGCUUAAGAAUUAAGUUAAAAAAUAAUUGCGAAGCACUCUCGUUUUAGACUUCUUUGUUUUUCAGAAU